Molecule: messenger RNA, 1881 nt
Organism: Bathycoccus prasinos
Lineage: Eukaryota; Viridiplantae; Chlorophyta; Mamiellophyceae; Mamiellales; Bathycoccaceae
Product: phytoene desaturase
Exons: 2
Coding region: 1-1881 (626 amino acids)
Biological process (GO): carotenoid biosynthetic process
Molecular function (GO): phytoene dehydrogenase activity
Source: RefSeq, a predicted model, not a curated record
AUGCAGAGUUCCAUGCUCUCCUCCACCCGCCUCUCUCCUCCUCGUUUCAGCACAUCCUUUUCUAAGAGAGGACAAAACAUAACGCGUCGUCAGAACAAACACAAUCUGAGAGUGUACGCGAAAGAUUUCCCGAAACCGGAGCAAAUCGACAAGACAGAAAACUAUCGCAUCGCGGGAGAUUUGAGUAAACGAUUCGCGACGGAUUUGAAAGCGUCGCCGGAACAAAAGAAAAAAGUUGUCAUCGUCGGCGGCGGAUUGUCCGGCUUGGCGUGCGGCAAGUACCUCGCCGAAGCCGGUCACGAACCGAUCGUUUUGGAAGCGAGAGACGUGUUGGGUGGUAAAGUUUCCGCGUGGAAAGACAAAGAUGGGGAUUGGAUUGAAACCGGGUUGCACAUUUUCUUUGGCGCGUAUCCGAACAUGAUGAACUUGUUCAGCGAGUUGGACAUCGAAGAUCGAUUGCAAUGGAAGGUGCACAAGAUGAUUUUCGCCAUGCAGGAGUUGCCGGGGGAGUUUACGACGUUUGAUUUCAUCAAAGGUAUCCCGGCGCCGUUGAACUUUGGGUUGGCAAUUUUGUUGAACCAGAAGAUGUUGACGUUGCCGGAAAAAUUACAAACCGCGCCGCCGUUGUUGCCGAUGUUGAUUGAAGGUCAAGAUUUUAUCGAUAAGCAAGACGAGUUAUCGGUGACGGACUUUAUGAGAAAGUAUGGCAUGCCGGAAAGAAUCAACGAAGAGGUGUUCAUUUCAAUGGCUAAAGCUUUGGACUUCAUCGACCCGGACAAGUUGUCCAUGACGGUCGUGUUGACCGCGAUGAACCGUUUCUUAAACGAGACGGACGGUUUGCAGAUGGCAUUUUUGGACGGUAAUCAACCGGAUCGUUUGUGCGAGCCGAUGAAACAAAGUAUAGAGAAAAACGGUGGUAAAGUGUUGAUGAAGCAACGCGUGAAAGAGUGGGUUUUGAACGAGGACGAUUCGGUGAAACACAUCUUGAUGGCGAACGGUGAAGUCAUCGAAGCGGACGAGUUCAUCUCGGCCGUACCGGUGGACGUCAUGAAGAGAAUGUGCCCGGAACCGUGGACGAAGAUGCCAUUUUUCCAACAAAUGAAACAACUCGAAGGUAUCCCAGUUAUUAACAUUCACUUGUGGUUUGAUCGCAAGUUGCAAAACGUCGACCACUUGUGCUUUUCUCGAUCGCCGUUAUUGUCAGUCUACGCGGACAUGUCUACCACGUGCAAAGAAUAUUACGACGAAGAAAAAUCUAUGAUCGAAUUAGUCUUUGCGCCGUGCUCGCCGAUUGCCGGCGGUAAAACGAACUGGAUCGCAAAAUCGAACCAAGAAAUCGUCGACGCCACCAUGAAAGAACUCGAGCGUUUGUUUCCGUUGGAAAUUGGGAAGAAAGCGCCGGAUGGCGUCGGCGCGAAGUUGUUGAAACACGCCGUCGUGAAAACGCCGCGAUCGGUGUACGCCGCCGUUCCGGGUAGAAAUAAGUACCGACCGUCGCAAGAAACUCCGAUCAAGAACUUCACGUUAGCCGGUGAUUGGACGAGUCAGAAGUUCCUCGGAUCUAUGGAAGGUGCCGUGUUGGGUGGAAAGUUAGCCGCGGAAGUAGUUUCGGCCAAGGCGAAGGGCAUGAAGACGGCUGGGUUGAAGAAGAUCAACGACGACAUCAUGGCGGAAGCGAGUACUUUCUCCGGGCAAGGGUGGAAGAGACCGCAAAAGAUGGAAGACGAGUCUCCGGUGGUUUUUGGCGCCGGUUACGUGUUAGAAGAAAACGACGAGCAACAGUUGAUGACGAUUGACCCGGAACAGUUGACAGAGAUGGACGGUCGAUCGCAAGCGACCAAGGACGCCGUUCAAGAAGCCGUCUUGAACCGAACGCGAUAA